Messenger RNA from Ostrea edulis (European flat oyster), 808 nucleotides. RefSeq names its product cell adhesion molecule 4-like. NCBI's taxonomy places the organism in Eukaryota, Metazoa, Mollusca, Bivalvia, Ostreida, Ostreidae. Gene Ontology annotation, cellular component: cell-cell junction. The coding region runs from base 68 to 808 and encodes 246 amino acids. The record is from RefSeq and is a predicted model, not a curated record. Gene Ontology annotation, biological process: cell-cell adhesion. The transcript is spliced from 3 exons. Gene Ontology annotation, molecular function: cell adhesion molecule binding.
UCCUAUGCAUGUACACUAUGUUUACAUACACUUCAAUGAAGAAUGAGGAAGUAAAUAACCUGACAAAAUGAGUGCGGGAUUUUUGUGUCCGUUGUUUGCAUAUGGAACCCUUUCAUUAAUGUGUCUCAUUCUACCUCACUGCUUUGGUCAAGAUAUAAGGUUGACUCCACAGAGUCCUGCCACAGUCAGAGAGGGACAAGCUUUAGUACUGACAUGUCAAUCAGGCCAGACUAGUGGAGCAUAUCAGUUCUUUUCCAUCAGCAGUGAGGGAAAUAGAACUUCGUAUGGUAACGGAGGAGGAGGAUUCCAGUCAUGUAGCAAUGACACCAAUACUGCAUUCAUAGAUGCAUACAUAGAGUGUGAUUUUGGGACUCCAUGGAAAUUCAAACUAACAUUGCUAAAUCCUGUUCAUAACAGGAUUGUCUACUGUCUGAGAAAUGGCGGGGGUCAAGAUGUAAAGAACGGCAGUACAACCAUCUUUGUACAAGUGCCUGUCAGUAGUGUUACACUGUCACCAUCGUCCAGUGUAGAGGUCAUUGAAGGAACGUCCUUCACCUUCAGCUGUGUAUCAAAAGCUGCCAGACCAGCAGCAAACAUAACAUGGUACAAAGACGGCGUGUUCGUGAGUGAAAGCUCAUCAAGCACGUCAACGAAUAACCUGCUGUACGAUGUGACCAGUGAUCUUACGUCAUCCUAUCAAAGAAUGGAUAAUGGAAGCAGGAUAUAUUGUACUGCAGUCAACAUAAAUGGAGACACUUCAAUACUGUCAUCCCAAGCUCAUCUAAAUGUUUUAUGUAAGUAUGUGUGA